Solanum verrucosum is the source of this 693-nucleotide messenger RNA. RefSeq names its product protein transport protein Sec61 subunit beta-like. Lineage: Eukaryota; Viridiplantae; Streptophyta; Magnoliopsida; Solanales; Solanaceae. The record is from RefSeq and is a predicted model, not a curated record. The coding region runs from base 60 to 389 and encodes 109 amino acids. Gene Ontology annotation, biological process: intracellular protein transport. Gene Ontology annotation, cellular component: Sec61 translocon complex. The transcript has a single exon.
UUCAUCAUAAUAAUCACACUCUUCGACACUUUCUCUCCCAUAACCAACCACCCCAAAUAAUGGCGCGAGGCUCUUCUUCCCAAUCCACCUCCUCCUCCACCACUCGCCCAGGGACCACCGCACCCCGUGGUUCUGCCGCCGCUACAGCUGGUAUGCGCCGACGCAGGCUCGGUGCUUCUUCCUCUGCGGGCGGUGGUGGUGGUAACGCUGUAGUAGGCUCCGGCAACGCUAGCAACAUGCUUCGUUUCUAUACCGAUGAUUCUCCAGGUCUGAAGAUCAGCCCGACUGUCGUCCUUGUGAUGAGCCUAUGCUUCAUCGGAUUCGUUACUACUCUCCAUGUCCUCGGCAAAUUCUACCGCUACCGAUCUGGCUCUGGCUCCGGAGCCUGAUUAUUCGGGUUCGGAUCUUUGAUUUCGGAUCAUGGUGAUUUUGAAACACACGUCAUACAGGAAAAAAUUAGUUUGUUUGUUGUUUUUAAUUUCAGUUUUCGUUUCACGAUCGUUUGCUGGUUCUGUUUCCGUUUUAGUUUUAGAUGGCUGAAUUUGACUCAGUAUAUUAGGAAGAUGAUAAAAGAAGCUUCCAAUUAAGGGAAUUUUGAACGUUUACAUGUGCUUUUUGUUUGUUUUAAUCAGUAAUGCAUAGUUUUUGUUCAGAAAAGGAAUAUCAAUUCGGAAUUUCGAUCCAUUUUACCUA